GCGCACGCACGCAGCAGCCCACCCCGCCAAGCAAGCGCUCUCGCCGCCGCCGCCGCCGCCACCCCGCCGCUGAGUCGGGUGAGUUUGUGGUGAAGGAAGGUAAGGGGAUGCAUGAGGACCAGUAAGCUGAAACUAACACAGACAAGACUCAGCUGCUGCUGGGCAGUGCCAGAGACAAAAGAAGGGGCCGUGGCUUGGUGGUAGAGUGUCUGCUGCACACGCAGAAGGUCCUGCUUCAUUCCCUGGCAUCUCCACUUAAAAGGUUCAGGCAGCCAUGAUGGAGCCCACUCUGAUCUUCCUUUGCUCUCUGCUGCUGCCUGUGGUCUCCUCGGCAGAUGUGGCUGAUCAAAAGGAGGACAAGGACCCCUUUAACUAUGACUACCAGACCCUGCGGAUUGGGGGCCUGGUCUUCGCGGUGGUCUUCUUCACCGUGGGCAUCCUCCUGAUACUGAGCAGACGAUGUCGGUGCACCUUCAGCCAAAAGCCACGGGCUCCGGGAGACGAGGAGGCUCCAGGGGAGAACUUGAUUGCCUCCAAUGCCAGAGGAGCCCCCAAGGCAGAGAACUGGUCUCUGCUGUUGCCCCUGGCCUCGCCCAGCCCUAAGGUCAGAGUUGCUCCCCCCCUUGACCGGCUGCUCCGGCCCACCCCUCUGGAAAGCUGCCUGCCUCCAGCACACCUUCGCCUGGGGGCCCCCUCCGUCUCCCAGCAGCCCCCAGAGGGGGGGGGGCCCUUCGAGUGUCCCUCCGGGUGCGCCUUCCCGCAGCAGCCCCAGGACCCGAGAGGAGGACGAGAGGCUGCCAUGGCUGGCGAAACUUCCCCGGAGGCGGAGAUGGCCAGGUUCACUUACGACUACGAGGCCAUCCGGAGGGGGGGGCUCAUCUUCGCGGUGGCGGCCUUCCUCGUCGGCCUGCUCGUCGUGCUCAGCCGCCGUUUCCGCUGCGGAGGGAAGCAGAAGCCCAGGCAAGCCGACGAAGAAGAGCUCUGAAGCGCCGCCGCCAGCCCCGCCUGGACCAGCCCGCUCUCCCGACUGUCACUGCCUGAGCGGCAGCCACCGCACCCCCCCUCGCCCUCGAAUAAAGAGCCCGCCCGCCCGCC
Heteronotia binoei (common prickly gecko) is the source of this 1095-nucleotide messenger RNA. It is a transcript of the gene FXYD6, whose product is annotated as FXYD domain containing ion transport regulator 6. The record is from RefSeq and is a predicted model, not a curated record. Gene Ontology annotation, molecular function: sodium channel regulator activity. Gene Ontology annotation, biological process: monoatomic ion transport; regulation of sodium ion transmembrane transporter activity. Bases 275 to 985 code for a protein of 236 amino acids. Lineage: Eukaryota; Metazoa; Chordata; Lepidosauria; Squamata; Gekkonidae. Gene Ontology annotation, cellular component: membrane. The transcript has 14 exons.